AUGGCCCGAGCCGGGGUCUUGAGAUGGGCCGCCGUCUUAAUAUCACUGCUGGUAGUACUGGUCUCAUCGGGGGGCUGCGUUGAUGCCGUCGGCGUGAACUGGGGCACCAUGGCCUCCCACCCUCUCUCGCCGGACGUCGUCGUCGGCAUGCUCAAGGACAAUGGAUUCAGCAAGGUCAAGCUGUUUGAUGCCGAUUCCUGGUACGUCAGCGCCUUGGCCGGCACCGGCAUUGAAGUCAUGCUCGCCAUCCCCAAUAACAUGCUCGACAAAAUGAGCAGCAGCUAUGGCAAUGCCCAAGACUGGGUCAAAGAAAAUGUCACCAAGCAUUUCGGCCAUGGCGCCCCUGUCAACAUCAAGUAUGUGGCAGUGGGGAACGAACCGUUUUUGACGAGCUACAACGGCACAUUCCAGAAAUCCACAUUCCCAGCUCUGCAAAACAUCCAGAGGGCUCUGAACGAGGCCGGCCUCGGCAACACAAUCAAAGCCACCGUCCCCCUGAACGCCGAUGUCUACGACUCCGCCUCCGACAAGCCCUCCGACGGCAUCUUCCGCCGCGACAUCAAGCCACUCAUGACUCAAAUCGUCCAAUUCCUCCACGCCAACAACGCCCCAUUCGUCGUCAACAUCUACCCCUUCCUCAGCCUCUACUCCAACCCCAACUUCCCCGUCGACUUCGCCUUCUUCGACGGUGGCGCCAAGCCCAUCUCCGACAAGAACAACGUCCAGUACACCAACGUGUUCGACGCCAACUACGACACCCUCGUUUGGGCCCUCAAGAAGGCUGGCGUCCCCGACCUGAAGAUCCUCGUCGGCGAGAUCGGAUGGCCCACCGACGGAGACAAAAACGCCAACGUUAAACUUGCGAAGAGAUUCUACGACGGAUUUUUCCAAAAGAUGGCGAAGAACCAGGGGACCCCACUCAGGCCAGGACACCUGGAAGUGUUCCUCUUCGGGCUUAUCGACGAAGACAUGAAGAGCAUCGCGCCGGGAGACUUCGAGCGGCACUGGGGGAUAUUCCGUUACGACGGGCAGCCGAAGUUUCCGAUGGAUUUCUCCGGGAAGGGGAACGACACGAUGCCGGUGGGGGCGAAGGGGGUGCAGUACCAGCCGCUGCAGUGGUGCGUGUUGAACAAGAACGUGAAGAACAUGAGCUUGGUGGGAUCCAACAUAAACUACGCCUGCGCCAACUCGGACUGUACCAGCCUGGGCUACGGAUCGUCGUGUAACCAUUUGGAUGUGCGAGGGAACAUAUCGUACGGGUUCAACAUGUACUACCAGAUGCAGGAUCAGGACGUAGAGGCUUGCGAUUUUGACGGGUUGGCGACGGUGGUCACGGUGAACGCGUCGCAGGACGGGUGUCUGUUUCCUGUGCAGAUCGUCAGCGCUGGUGAGAGGGUGCGUUUGGUCUUAUCGGCGGUUGUGGGGGCUCUGUUCACCUUCUUUGCGCUCGUGUAG
This is a messenger RNA of Malania oleifera, 1455 nucleotides long. RefSeq names its product glucan endo-1,3-beta-glucosidase 8-like. The record is from RefSeq and is a predicted model, not a curated record. NCBI's taxonomy places the organism in Eukaryota, Viridiplantae, Streptophyta, Magnoliopsida, Santalales, Ximeniaceae. Gene Ontology annotation, molecular function: hydrolase activity, hydrolyzing O-glycosyl compounds. Gene Ontology annotation, biological process: carbohydrate metabolic process. Gene Ontology annotation, cellular component: plasma membrane. The transcript has 2 exons. Bases 1 to 1455 code for a protein of 484 amino acids.